AGUUGAUGUGCGUGUAUGUUCAAAUGGACGUUCAUGUCUCAUUCGAGUCAUGUCUGCACGAAUGAAGCGUAUGUAAAGGCUGAAAAAGUACAGAUCAAUUCGAUCAUCAAAGACGAGGCCGCGAAGUCACCGUUCGACUUUCCGCUGCUUUUCCCUCUUCUUCACCCGCUCGAGAACUGCAAAAAGAGCAAGAGGUCAGCAUUUCAGCAGAGCAACAAUUGAGGUGUCUAGCGGCAAGUACCGCCCUUGACUCUUCUGUCGAGUGUAUCCUUGAGCUCUUGGCAUGAUAUACGCGACUUCAGCCUGCAUGCAUACAGAACCAUCAUACAGGCCGAGAACCAUGCAUGCCAUAAUGCUGCUUACUUCUCUGCCUCCGCGAGGUGCUGUCGCACCAACGCACAGUCCUUGGCGUUGCAAAUUGCAAACUCGAGAUGGUAGCAAGGCAGCAACCAGUUCAUCUAAGGGAAAGAAGCAGGCAUUGAUGGUGUGCGUGCUGUCUCCUCAAAUUGGUCUCUCGUACCGUCGCGUGUCUCGCAUGUGUGGACAGCGUGUCAAGACACUUAUCCAACUGCGCCAACUGUUGCGACGCCACACCAAUACCCUGAAUCCAGCACCUCUUGUACGCCACACCUGCAGGCCCCCCAAAUUGGAUGAUUUAUCAAUUGGUGCGGUGCCACCUAUCGUUCGUACUCAGGAGCAGCUGGCACAAAAGCCACUUGUCGUAUGUGCUGCCUUGAGUCGGUGAAGAAUCUGCAGGGGGGCGCGCUUGCCCGAUCUGCAGAUCGAGCAAAAAGGAAGAUCAUCGAUGGACGAGACGACUUGCCUGCCUGCUACCGGUGUGAGCAUGUCGAUGACUUUCAGCAGCACGUCGGCGUCUUCUCGGCCAAGGCUGUUCAAGGCCCUGCCAUGGUACAGCGCCUCCACAAAGGCCAGCUGUGCAUCCUCACGCCUAUGUCCAGAAAGGCCGAGAUGACAUGAGUGGACAUAUCUAGCUGCCUUACUCAGGUCGAGAACCGAGCCGUUGGGCCAGUGAGAGCUCCCACAGGGCCCUCGGACGCUGCAGAGAGUUGGAGGCAGUGGUCGAGCAGGCCAGACAGACGAUAAGGCACAUGCAACACGAUGCAAAAACAUGUUGCAUAGUCAAUGAUCAAUGACCUCGAGGUAUGCGUUGUACACUUCCUCUCCUUCAUCCACAAAUCCGCUCAGCACAGACGCGAGGAAGAGCCAGAAGCCAAAGGCCGACGACUUGAUCCCUCCACUGGGGACUGCAGGAGGGAACACACAGAUAUGCGAAGAGGCAGGGCAGCGUGGCAGUCAUCUCACUCACCGCCGAGAGCUUUCCGCACUUCAUCGAACUGCAUGGUGACGAAGAAAGGCCAUGUCGCCCGGAAGGCCCUGACCUGGGCCAUCUCCAGAGUGAAGUACUUGCCCUUCUCGCCACCCCACAGCCAGUGCUCCAGAGAGACAGUGCAGCUGCAGAUUCGAUGCAAGUCCCCAACGUCACCUUUUCUCCCUCAUGAGAACGUUUGGCACCUGUCCGAGUGUGUCUUGACGCCGAAGUUGACGGCAGCGGCCCUGGCUCCUUUGUACUCGCUCUUCAUCAACCUGCGGUAUUUGGACAGUAGAUAUUCAUUCCUUUGAGGCCCGUCUUCUCUUUACCUGGCGUGGAACUGCAAGUAUUUUUUGAUGUAUGGUGGCACCCUGGCAAGAAGAUCAGCAUCCUGGGAAAAAAGACAGAUAUGAAGGCAGAUGCACCAGGCGGCCGCUGUCAUGUGCAGCUGACCGCAUCCAGCUCGAACUCAGCGGCGUUUCUGGCGUACUCGACGACCAAAGGUGCCAUCGUGACAUGGCGGCGGAGCGGCACUUCUGUCGAGUCUGAAUCGA
This is a messenger RNA of Vitrella brassicaformis, 1884 nucleotides long. NCBI's taxonomy places the organism in Eukaryota, Vitrellaceae. The record is from the annotation of a GenBank genome assembly.